CCAAAAAAACUAAAAAAACAUUCUAGAAGAAAAUGGGAAUUAAGGGAAGAGUUGGAUUUUUUAGAAGCGGUUGAAUUGUAUGGUGCGGGAAAUUGGCAGAAAAUGUUGGGCCAUGGAUGUCUCACGAACAGAACUGCAGUAAACUUGAAAGAUAAAUGGAGGAAUAUCUUGAAG
This is a messenger RNA of Helobdella robusta, 174 nucleotides long. RefSeq lists its product as hypothetical. NCBI's taxonomy places the organism in Eukaryota, Metazoa, Annelida, Clitellata, Rhynchobdellida, Glossiphoniidae. The annotation marks the transcript as partial. The record is from RefSeq and is a predicted model, not a curated record. The transcript has a single exon.